This is a messenger RNA of Tyto alba (common barn owl), 1799 nucleotides long. RefSeq names its product orthodenticle homeobox 1 (gene OTX1). Gene Ontology annotation, cellular component: nucleus. Gene Ontology annotation, molecular function: RNA polymerase II cis-regulatory region sequence-specific DNA binding; DNA-binding transcription factor activity, RNA polymerase II-specific. Bases 62 to 1069 code for a protein of 335 amino acids. Gene Ontology annotation, biological process: regulation of transcription by RNA polymerase II; multicellular organism development. The record is from RefSeq and is a predicted model, not a curated record. The transcript has 3 exons. NCBI's taxonomy places the organism in Eukaryota, Metazoa, Chordata, Aves, Strigiformes, Tytonidae.
UCCUUUUUUUUUUUUUUUUUUUUUCUGCGGGACUUUGGAGGAAACCUGCCCGGCUUUUAGCAUGAUGUCUUACCUUAAACAGCCCCCUUAUGGCAUGAACGGGCUGGGGCUGACGGGCCCUGCCAUGGACCUGCUGCACCCCUCCGUGGGGUACCCGGCCACCCCACGGAAACAGCGGCGGGAGCGCACCACCUUCACCCGCUCGCAGCUGGACGUGCUGGAGGCACUCUUCGCCAAGACCCGCUACCCCGACAUCUUUAUGCGGGAGGAGGUCGCCCUCAAGAUCAACCUGCCUGAAUCCCGAGUCCAGGUCUGGUUCAAGAACCGCCGUGCCAAGUGCCGGCAGCAGCAGCAGAGCGGCGGCGGGGCCAAGAGCCGUCCGGCCAAGAAGAAAUCCUCGCCGGCUCGAGAGAGCUCGGGUUCGGAGAGCAGCGGGCAGUUCACGCCGCCGGCGGCAGCCUCCAGCUCGGCCUCUUCUUCCUCCUCCAGCUCGGCCUCGUCGGCCCCGGCGGGCGCCCCAGCGUCUCUCAGCACCCCGGCCUCGUCCAUCUGGAGCCCGGCUUCCAUCUCUCCCGGCGCGGCGCCGGCGGGGGUGACGGUGCCCGAGCCCCUGCCGCCCCCCGCCGCCUCCUGCAUGCAACGGGCCGGCCCCGCCGCCGCCGCCGCCUCGGCCAGCUACCCCGUUUCCUACGGCCAAGGCGGGGGGUACGGGCAGGGUUACCCCGCGCCGCCCUCCUCGUCCUAUUUCGGGGGCGUGGAUUGCAGCUCCUACCUGGCGCCCAUGCACUCCCACCACCAUCCCCACCAGCUCAGCCCCAUGGGGCCUUCCUCGGUGCCUGGCCACCACCACCACCACCCGCUGAGCCAGAGCUCGGGCCACCAUCACCACCAUCACCACCACCACCACCACCAGGGUUACGGCGGCACCGGGCUGCCCUUCAACUCCUCCGACUGCCUGGACUACAAGGAGCCCGCCGCCGCCGCCGCCGCCUCCUGGAAGCUCAACUUCAACUCCCCCGACUGCCUCGACUACAAGGACCAGGCGUCCUGGCGCUUCCAGGUCUUGUGAGGGGUCGACCGCCGUCCCUGUGUGUCCCCCCACCCCCCCCCCCCACCCCCCGCCAAAGCCACCACGGACCCCCCACCCGGGGUCUCCCCGCUGCCUCCCGGGCAGGACUCUGGCUCUGGUUCUUCCUCCUCCUCCUCCUCCCUCUUCGUUAGCAGUGGCAAUGCCCUGGGGGGGUGGGGGGGGGUUCCUGCCACCCCCAUCUCUACUGACUGAUAUUUAUUUGCUUCCUGCACCCCUCCAGGGGGUUUAUUAUAAUUAUUAUUUUUUUAAACGCAACAGAAGAGGAGUUUUAAAAAAAAAAAAAAAAAAAAAAAAAAAAAAAAAAAAAGUAAAAAGCCUAGCGUCUCCCCUGCUGCCCCCUGGGCAGAGGCACAGGCUGGCUCCUGCCCUGCCAGUGCCCCCCCCCCCCAAUUUCACGCGGGGACCCUCACUGCCCCAGCUGCGGGAGCCCCUGGCUCGCCAGUCCUGUACAGCCUCUUGCCGCUGGGAGCGGUGGGAACAAUGUAAAUACUAGGUCCGUUCCAGUGACCAUGAUUAUUUUUAGUUGAUGCUGUUGGGUUGGCAUUUAUCUAGAGUCUUACUUGGAGCAGAACUUAAAAAAAGACUUUUUUUUUCUUUUUUUUUUCUUUUUUUUUUUUUUAUUUUAAAUUUUAAUUUUCUUCCCUAAAAAUGAAUCUUUCUCCGUCUCGUGUCCACCAUCCAUCCUCAAGGGCUCCGCCCGAGCUUGGCC